Molecule: messenger RNA, 2534 nt
Organism: Chinchilla lanigera (long-tailed chinchilla)
Lineage: Eukaryota; Metazoa; Chordata; Mammalia; Rodentia; Chinchillidae
Gene: Reps1
Product: RALBP1 associated Eps domain containing 1
Biological process (GO): endocytosis; endosomal transport
Cellular component (GO): plasma membrane; cytoplasm
Molecular function (GO): protein binding; calcium ion binding
Source: RefSeq, a predicted model, not a curated record
CUUUCGGGGAAAGUGCCGCCGCAGCGGGGGCGGGACGGAAGGCGACGCGCGGCGGGAAGUCGGGGGAGCGCGGCGGGCAGCCGGGGGACCUCGAAUUAUGGAGCUUUGUGGUGCAACCCGACUUGGUUAUUUUGGAAGAAGUCAAUUCUACAUUGCUUUGAAACUUGUAGCUGUUGCCCAGUCUGGGUUUCCUUUAAGAGUAGAAAGUAUAAAUACAGUAAAGGAUCUUCCUCUGCCAAGAUUUGUUGCUUCAAAGAAUGAACAAGAAUCUCGUCAUGCAGCCUCAUAUUCUUCAGAUUCUGAAAAUCAAGGAUCUUAUUCUGGUGUGAUUCCCCCUCCACCUGGCAGAGGACAAGUGAAAAAGGGAUCCAUAAGCCAUGAUACGGUUCAGCCUCGGGCAUCUGCAGAUCAACAGGAACCUGCAUCCCCAGUAGUUUCACCACAGCAGUCGCCACCGACUUCUCCACACACGUGGAGGAAGCACAACCGUCAUUCCAGCGGCGGGAACAGUGAGAGGCCUCUUGGAGGACCUGGGCCAUUUUGGUCUCCUUUUGGUGAAGCACAAUCAGGUUCUUCUGCUGGUGAUGCAGUGUGGUCCGGGCAUUCUCCACCUCCACCUCAAGAAAACUGGGUCAGUUUUGCAGAUACUCCACCAACCAGUACUCUUUUAACCAUGCAUCCUGCUUCUGUCCAGGACCAGACAACAGUACGAACUGUAGCCUCAGCUACAACUGCCAAUGAAAUUCGUAGGCAAUCCAGUAGUUAUGAUGAUCCCUGGAAAAUAACAGAUGAACAAAGACAGUAUUAUAUAAAUCAGUUUAAAACCAUUCAGCCUGAUCUAAACGGAUUUAUUCCAGGAUCUGCAGCUAAAGAAUUUUUUACAAAAUCAAAACUUCCUAUUCUUGAACUUUCUCAUAUUUGGGAACUCUCAGACUUUGAUAAAGAUGGUGCUUUGACACUGGAUGAGUUUUGUGCUGCCUUUCACCUGGUGGUUGCUAGGAAGAAUGGCUACGACUUACCAGAAAAGCUCCCUGAAAGUUUAAUGCCCAAACUGAUUGAUUUGGAAGAUGCGGCAGAUGUUGGGGAUCAGCCAGGUGAGGUAGGUUAUUCGGGCUCUCCGGCUGAAGCUCCUCCCAGCAAGUCUCCAUCGAUGCCAUCACUAAACCAGACUUGGCCUGAGCUCAAUCAGAGCAGCGAGCAGUGGGAGACAUUUAGUGAACGCUCUUCAAGCUCACAAACUCUGACCCAAUUUGAUUCUAACAUUGCACCAGCUGAUCCUGAUACUGCUAUUGUUCACCCAGUUCCCAUUCGUAUGACCCCAAGCAAGAUCCACAUGCAGGAAAUGGAACUUAAAAGAACUGGCAGCGAUCAUACUAAUCCCACUAGCCCAUUACUUGUGAAACCAUCUGACCUUUCAGAAGAAAAUAAGAUAAAUACAGCAGUGAAAUUUGCUUCUGGAAAUACUGUAGAUGGUUACAGUAGUUCAGACUCUUUUACUUCUGACCCAGAGCAGAUCGGGAGCAAUGUAACUCGUCAAAGGUCUCAUUCUGGAACAUCGCCAGAUAACACUGCACCACCGCCUCCCCCUCCAAGGCCACAGCCCUCUCAUUCCAGGUCAUCCUCCUUAGACAUGAAUCGGACCUUUACAGUCACCACAGGACAGCAACAGGCUGGAGUUGUUGCCCAUCCUCCUGCAGUGCCUCCAAGACCACAGCCCUCACAGGCUCCUGGUCCUGUUGUUCAUCGCCCAGUGGAUGCCGAUGGCCUAGUAACUCACACUAGUACCUCACCUCAGCAGAUACCAGAACAACCCAAUUUUGCAGAUUUCAGCCAGUUUGAAGUAUUUGCUGCAUCAAGUGUAAAUGAAGAACAAGAUGAUGAAGCUGAGAAACAUGCAGAGGUCUUGCCGGUUGAAAAAGCUUCUGAUCCUGCGAGUUCUCUCCGAGUUGCCAAAACAGAUAGUAAAACUGAAGAAAAGACAGCUGCUAGUGCUCCUGCCAAUGUGAGCAAAGGCACAACACCUCUUGCUCCACCACCUAAACCUGUUCGGAGAAGACUAAAAUCAGAAGAUGAGUUAAGGCCAGACGUUGAUGAACACACACAAAAGACAGGUGUCUUAGCUGCUGUUCUUGCAUCACAGCCUUCCAUUCCCAGAUCUGUUGGGAAAGACAAAAAAGCUAUUCAGGCAUCGAUUAGACGGAAUAAGGAGACCAACACAGUUUUGGCCCGAUUGAAUAGUGAAUUGCAGCAGCAAUUAAAGGAUGUUCUUGAAGAGAGAAUUUCCCUGGAAGUUCAACUGGAACAACUUCGACCAUUCUCUCACCUAUAAGCCAAUUGCCGUUAACUGUGAACAUACCCAUUUUUAAGCAGUUUGGGGUUUGAAGCCAAUUUGGAGACCCAGACAUUCAGCUUACUGCUUAAGUCAACAUUAAAUUUUAUGAUUCUGUUUUGCCCUCUAUGUUCACCAUUGUAUUUAAGUAUCUUUUAUUUUUUAAUUUCAACAAUAAAAGGGUCAGUAUGACUUUUUCUGGAGA